Molecule: messenger RNA, 2046 nt
Organism: Yamadazyma tenuis ATCC 10573
Lineage: Eukaryota; Fungi; Ascomycota; Pichiomycetes; Serinales; Debaryomycetaceae
Gene: SGO1
Product: Sgo1p
Biological process (GO): meiotic chromosome segregation
Cellular component (GO): chromosome, centromeric region; nucleus
Source: RefSeq, a predicted model, not a curated record
AAAAGAUUUCACUUUGUAGUUAUGGCCAGGCCAUCUUCAAGUUCUUUAUCUUUUGUGCACCUUGCCCAGGAAAAGACCAGGGAAAAGGAACGGGAGAAUAGCUUUCAAGCGACCACCGAAAAGGAAGACAUAAAUACCGAGAAGUAUGUGCUUCAAAAUAAGACUUUAACGAGAAAUAACGAAAUAAUGACUACCAAACUUUUGCAAAUGGAGAAGCGUGUGGCGGACCUAAUUAACGAAAAUGUGCUGUUACGAGCUAACAAGACCGAAUUGGAUGUGAAGCUUCAGUUGGAAGCCAAAUUGGAUCUAUUAGAAUCAGCGCUCACUGAGAAGAUCAAUGACAUAUACCACUGCAUUCAAACUUUCAGAGAACGCGAGGGACUUAGCACUCACAAAAGACCUCGGCUAGGUGAAGUGGCAGAGGAACCCGCAAAAAGUACAGUUCGGUUGAGAAGAUACAGUUUGGGACCCGGACCCAGAAGACGGAGUAUUGGCAGGCCCAUCAAGAUCUUUGAAGAUGUGACUCCAGAGGUGGAAAAGGAAGCUGAAGACAGAGUGGAGAUCACAGAAGCAUUGCCACAAGAAGAUAAAGAAAACAGAACGCCUCCAGCGACUCUGGAAAGCGACAUGUCGUCUCCUUCUCCAACGGUCAACAGAAAGAGGGUUCCACAAAAGCUUAACUUUGAGUCUGCAAAAAGACACACCAUGUCUUCUUUGGAGGAACCUACUGUCAAAGCUGCUCUGCAAGAACCUGUUUCCAGGAUCACGAAGUCUGGGAGAUCUAGGAUGUCGAUGCCGUUUCUCAGCCAGGAGGUCCCCAAACGGUCUUCGAGACACAGAAAACCAGUGGACUACAAAGAACCGUCUCUUGGGAAGAAAAUGAGACGCGAGUCUGCGCAUUUUGUGGAUGCUGUUACCGACGACUACUACACAUGUGUGAAGAAAGAGAAACACAGAACCCCCAUGAGUAGAGUUGAUUCCAAUAAACCGAACUUGCCUCACAAGGUCCAGUCGAAGAAAAACGAUGAUAUUUCAGUCGACGAUUUUACUGAUGGCGCCAAGAGAACUAGUCGAAGAUAUACCAUCAAUAACUAAUGUACAUAAUGUUUCAAACUCCACCUCACAUCAAACACUCAUCUUCAUCUUAAUAGGCGGAUAUGGCUUGUAGUCGGUGAUUUCAAAGUCCUCGUACCUGAAGUCAUCUAUCGAUUUGAUCUCAUCUUUUCUGUCCGACUUAAUCACCAAUUUGGGAAAGUCUCUUGGAGUCCUCUCCAUCUGCUCCUUCAAAGCAUCCACAUGAUCGAGGUAGACGUGACAAUCUCCCAUGGUGUGUAUGAACUCUCCACAGUCCAUAUCUACCACAUGUGCAAUCAUCUUGGUCAUGAGAGCAUAAGAAGCGAUAUUGAAAGGAACUCCCAAACCCAUGUCACACGAGCGCUGGUACAUCAAACACGACAAUUUGGGCUUGCCACCUUGGGGGAAAUUGACGUAAAACUGGCAGAAGACGUGGCAUGGAGGCAAGGCCAUCUUACUAAAAUCGGACGGAUUCCAAGCAGACAUGAUGAUUCUUCUGUCGUAAGGAUUGGUUUUUAACCGUUUGAUGAUUUCUUGUAAUUGGUCAAUCCCCUGGCCCGUGUAGUCGGCAUCACAGUCGGUGUAUGUGGCACCAAAGUGUCUCCACUGGAAACCAUACACGGGUCCUAAAUCACCUUCUCUGCGUUGAGUCAACCCUAAAGAGUCCAAGUAUUCUCUUGAGCCGUUUCCUUCCCAGAUCUUGACUCCCAAGUCCGACAACUUCUUACCAUCAGUGCACCCGGCAAUAAACCAUAACAAUUCGUGGAUGAUACCUUUUGUGAAUACUUUCUUGGUGGUUAACAAUGGGAAAGUAUCGUUAGCCAAAUCGAACCUCAAUUGUGGAGGAGCAAAAAGCGACUUGGUACCGGUACCAGUUCUAUCUGGCCGGUGUUCACCUUCGUUUAUAAUCCUUCUACACAAGUCCAAGUACGCUUGUUCAGCAUUAUUUGCCUUUACUGUCAUGUUUGGUGU